Messenger RNA from Miscanthus lutarioriparius, 654 nucleotides. The record is from the annotation of a GenBank genome assembly. Lineage: Eukaryota; Viridiplantae; Streptophyta; Magnoliopsida; Poales; Poaceae.
AUGCAGGGGUACUCGGAGGUUCCUGGAAUCUGGACGCAGGAGCAGGUCAAGGCGUGGAAGCCCAUCGUCGACGCCACCCACCAUUUUCAGCCCGACGGACAGGAGCCUAUCUCGAGCACGGACAAGCAGAUUUCCCCGAACGCCGAGUUCGGAAUGGUGUAUUCGAAGCCGCGCCGGUUGCGGACUGCGUGGACUGCAAUUGAAGCCGGCUUCGAUGGUGUUGAGAUCCACGGCGCGCAGGGAUACCUCCUCGAGCAGUUCAUGAAGGACAGCUCUAAUGACCGCACAGAUGAGUACGGCAGCAGCCUAGAGAACCGGUGCCGCUUCGCCGUGGAGGUCAUAGACGCCAUUGUCCGUGAGAUUCCUCACAGGCUCUUGCCGUUCCGAAAGGCGUUUAACGGCACAUUUAUCGCCGCCUAUGGGUACGAUCGGGAGGAAGGCAACAAGGUAGUGGCAGAAGGCUAUGUUGACCUUGUCGCAUAUGGAAGGCUCUUCUUGGCUAACUCGGACCUGCCUAAGAGGUUCGAGCUGAAUGCACCACUGAACAAGUACGACCAUUCUACCUUCUACAUGCAAGAUCCCGUUGUUGGCUACACGGAUUACCCUUUCCUCGAAGACAGUAGCAAUAAUGAUGAGUCAAGUACUCAAGUUUAA